Molecule: messenger RNA, 1164 nt
Organism: Mesorhabditis spiculigera
Lineage: Eukaryota; Metazoa; Nematoda; Chromadorea; Rhabditida; Rhabditidae
Source: the annotation of a GenBank genome assembly
AUGGUCUGCCUCUUCCCGUUGCUGCUCUUUUAUUUUGUGCCAAAUUUUACGCCAGUCUCGACAAAUGUAGAUGGUUCUUACUUUGUCAAUUUUACAACAAGAGAUACCAGGGUCCCCGCCGUCCCCACAACGUACUGGUGCGCAGUGGAAAAAAUGCCAGAGAGGAUGUUGAGGCGGAAACAUCAUUUGAUUAAGCUCGAACCGAUCCUGCAACCCUAUGUCCCAGGGUUGAUUCAUCACGUUCGCCUUUUCGGAUGUGAAUCAACAGCUACAACGCCAUACAAUGGACCAUGUGACAAGAUCGAUCCUUUGAAACGUUGCAAAAAAGAGAGUGCUGCCUGGGGAAUUGGUUCGGCGGGGGCCUUCAUCCUACCCGAAGAAGCGGGGUAUUCAAUCGGCGGUCCAGACAUUGUGCCGUACUACAUGAUCGAGAUCCACUACAACAAUAUCGAGCAGAAAUCAGGCGUUGUCGAUAGCUCAGGGCUGAGGUUGAGCGUCACCUCAAAACUUCGCCCAUACGACGCUGGGGUCUUACUAAUCGGUACCCCGGCCAUGUCGAAAUCGAUGGUGAUCCCGCCUGGACAAAGAGACUUUGCUUUCAAAGGCCAAUGUCCGCAGGAGUGCACCGGAAAUUUCCCUGCCACCGGCAUCAAAGUUUUUGGGAGUGAGCUCCAUGCUCACGCAAGCGCCACGAAACUCGGGACGACGAUAGAACGAGAAGGCAAAGCCAUCGGUGAUCUGGCCAGACUCGACCCAUUUGUACCGGCCGACCGACAUCUCCAGUUGUUUGACCCGCCAAUCACUAUUAUGCCUGGUGAUGUUCUCACUACGGUAUGCCAGUACGACACUACAAAUCGAACGGAGACUACUUUUAGUGGCCCUGGCCAUUCCAAUGAAAUGUGCAUCAAUUUCUUACUUUAUUAUCCGACGGUGGAGGUUGGAUACUGUUUCAGUCAGCCGAAAAACGAAGCGCUGGACGGAUUUUUUGGCAAAAGCAAACACGCAACAGACCCAUUUUCGAAUUUCACCUGGACCGAUGGCGGGGCACGGCAUUUACAAGACCUUUAUGAAACUGGGCCCUAUCAGUUCAGUUGUCUCAACAAGGAAGGAGGGCCAAUUCUUGGGUCUCAGGAGCUGCAUCAGCAAGGAAAUCGAGUCGAAAAA